Molecule: messenger RNA, 3566 nt
Organism: Sceloporus undulatus (fence lizard)
Lineage: Eukaryota; Metazoa; Chordata; Lepidosauria; Squamata; Phrynosomatidae
Product: 1,25-dihydroxyvitamin D(3) 24-hydroxylase, mitochondrial
Exons: 12
Coding region: 834-2372 (512 amino acids)
Biological process (GO): cholesterol metabolic process; C21-steroid hormone biosynthetic process; cortisol metabolic process
Cellular component (GO): mitochondrial inner membrane
Molecular function (GO): heme binding; monooxygenase activity; iron ion binding
Source: RefSeq, a predicted model, not a curated record
UUCCCUUUCCCCGAUCCCUUGGAACCGAGCCUACAAGCCUUCCUUCCCUUCCUUCCAGCAGCAGCGUGCAAUUCUGGGUCCUUCUCUGCUUGGAGCGGCAUCCUUCUUCCUUCCCAGAUCCCUUCCCACCCGGGAGAGACAGGGACACACAGAUCGUCGUCGCCCUCUUUACCUUCUCAGCCUAGCUAGAGGUCUCCUCCAGCCCUUCUCCCAGAAGCAGAGGCGGGUAGACCGGGACCUCCAAAGAGAUCUCCAGGUUUCUUUCCAAAGCAGCCAAGGUGAAGUGAUCGAGGGUAGACCUGGACCUCUCAACACUCUGCUCAUCAUUUCAUUAUUGCCAGCCAGGUGAGGCGAGGGCAGGUAGACCAGGACCUCCAAAGAGAUUUCAGUCCCAUAAAGCAUCCCUGUGCUUUUUUACAAGCAGCCAGGAGAAGUGAGGGCAGUAGCAGGAGUAGCAGUCGCAGCUUCAUUUAUAUACUGUUUCAUACUGACUGAGCAGUUUCUAAGCGGUUUACAACUGUAAGUUCAUUGCCCCCCCCCAACAAGCUGGGUACUCAUUUGAGCAACCUCGGAAGGACGCAAGCCUGAGUUGAGCUUGAGCCCUUGGCUGGGAUUGAACUCACAACCUUAUGCAUUGUGAGCCAUCAGCUGCAGUACAGGCCAUUUAACUCCUGCACCACCAGACUAGGACCUCCAGAGAGAUUUCUGGCCCAUACAGCCUCCCUGUGCUUAUUUACAAGCAGCCAGGGGAGGUCAAGGCAGGUAGACCAGGAUUACAGAUCCAUUUCCCCUCAGAGACCACCACCUCAGCAGAGCCUUGCCCACCACCCACUAUGGGCUCCCCUUUGAAACGCACCCCACUGCUCCGUGCCUUCCUUCCGCCACCCCAGCAGCAGCAACAGCAGCAGCUCCUGCCCACGUCCUCAGUGUGCGCCCUGGAGCCCAAGGCUGAGCUGCCCCCCGUCUGCCCACGGCCCCCCUCCACCCCUCACUCGCUCUCCGCUCUGCCGGGCCCCACCAAAUGGCCUCUCAUGGGCAGCCUCCUGGACAUCCUCUGGAAAGGAGGCCUCAAGAGACAACACGAAACCCUGGCAGAUUACCACCGCAAGUUUGGCAAGAUCUUCAGAAUGAAGCUAGGCGCUUUUGACUCUGUACACAUUGGUGCACCCUGCUUGCUUGAGGCUCUCUACAGGAAAGAGAGUGCCUACCCACAGCGUCUAGAGAUCAAGCCCUGGAAAGCUUACCGGGAUUACCGUAAAGAGGGCUACGGGCUCCUUAUCCUGGAAGGGAAAGACUGGCAGAGAGUAAGAAGUGCAUUUCAGAAGAAAUUAAUGAAGCCCACAGAAAUUGUCAAACUUGAUGCUAAAAUCAAUGAGGUCCUAGCAGAUUUCAUGAAACAAAUGGACAUUCUUUGUAACCAGAAUGGAAAAAUUGAAGAUUUAUAUUCUGAACUGAACAAAUGGUCAUUUGAAAGUAUUUGUCUGGUGCUAUAUGGGAAAAGGUUUGGACUUCUGCAGCAGGAUGUAGGAGAUGAAGGCUUGAAUUUCAUCAAGGCUGUGAAAACGAUGAUGGGUACCUUUGGAAAGAUGAUGGUGACUCCUGUUGAGCUCCAUAAAAGUCUGAAUACUAAAGUCUGGCAGGCUCACACAAAGGCAUGGGACAAUAUCUUUAAGACAGUCAAAUGUUCAAUUGACAGCAGGCUGAAGAAGCACUCAGCCAACCCCUCUGAAGAUUUUCUCUGUGACAUUUAUUUUGGGAGUCAGCUUUCAAAGAAGGAGCUGUAUGCUGCUAUUACGGAGCUCCAAAUCGCUGGCGUUGAAACGACUGCCAACAGUUUACUUUGGGCUCUCUACAACAUCUCAUGCAACCCGGAUGUCCAGGCAAAACUGUAUGAAGAAAUACAGAGUGUGGUCCCAGAUGGUGACGACCCAAAUGCUGAACAUCUAAAGAAAAUGCCCUAUUUAAAGGCAUGCCUGAAAGAAUCUAUGAGGUUAACACCAUCUGUGCCAUUUACAACUCGGACCCUUGACAAAGAAAUGGUUCUCGGAAAUUAUGCUCUUCCUAAAGGGACAGUGUUGAUGAUCAACAGUCAUGCUCUGGGAUGCAAUGAAGAAUACUUCAGUGACUGGACUCAAUUUAAGCCAGAGCGUUGGCUCCAGAAGAACAUCAAUCCCUUUGCUCAUGUUCCAUUUGGCAUUGGGAAGAGGAUGUGCAUUGGACGCCGCUUGGCAGAGUUGCAGCUUCAGUUAGCUCUCUCUUGGCUUGUACGGAAGUAUCAGAUAGUAGCAACAGAUGACAAACCAGUAGAAACCCUGCAUUUGGGAAUCCUUAUCCCCAACAGAGAACUUCCCAUUGCAUUCAGGAGACGUUAAGAUACUUCUGAAGAAAACAGCUGACUGCUGACUGCUGCUUUUUGUGCAGACAAUAUUCUUGAUGGCUGGAGCCCAAACUACUAGCGGCUAGGCAGUGGGUGUGCUGAUGCCAAGGCGAGAACAAUGGACAUCCAAAGCUAGCUUUGACCUUGCUUAAGGGACAAAUCUAUCAAACUGUGCUUAGCACACUCUAAAAGCUAUAAUGAAAGGAGAAACAGACCCUGCCUUUAUUAUAGAGGCAUGGAAUAGAAGGGUGACAGAGCUAAACAGACUGGCAGAGUCCAAUGGAUCUUUUCAUGCAGCCUUGGCAAAAAUCCAUUUCUGCUCACCUGCCAAUGUGAAAUCAACAUCCACCCUGUUAAUGUUUCUGGGAUCUGCUGGCCAAGAAUGGGUGAAACAGUUCUGCAAGAUCAGCAUUACAGAGCAGGGCAUGGCAGCAAGGGAAGAGAAACUUGCUUCAUCUCAUCCCAAAUUCUCAAGGGGUCAAUGCAAUGUUCAAGAGAGCAUUUUAUCCAGUUGCAGGGCUAGUUUGUGAUUGGGAAAAUAAAAUGAUAGAGGAAAGAAGCAUACCAAGAGAGGGACCAAUUUUAGAUUUUCAUAUAGGACAAGGAAACAACAAAAAUAUGAUUAAUAUGUCUGUUGCUGCAAUGACAUAGAAGAAUUUACUACUGUAUGAUAUUGAUCAAAACGCAAAAGGUAUCUAACUGCCUCAGUGUUGCAAACACUGUGUAGAUUAUCCAGUUCUACUGUGCCUGUAUUCCCUCUUAGCUACAUGGGCUCACAGGCUGUCAUUGCACUGGGUAACAGAUCUGUACUACAGCUUGGAGAAGUUACAUUUUUUCCGUACAACACUAGAAUUCUCCAGUCAGUAUGGCCACUAGUUGGUGAUUCAGGGUCUUGUAAUCCAAAAAGUAACUUUUCUGAGCUUCAGGUAUGUACAUGUUUCCAAUAGCAUUAUCUAGCCCUUUCUAUUGUUUAGUGCUCUGAAUAAGUAACUAGAUACAAAUGAUGGGUUCAACAUACUCUUAUGGAAUAAUUCUGUGUUUUAAAUACACAUAUCAUCUUGGGGGGAUUCUGUACAUUGUUCAGAAGGAGUUUAUUGUACAACACAGUCAGGGCUGCACAAUCAAACCUCAUGUUUUUGCUAGCAGUGUGGCAAUAUCCUCCCCACCACAAAGAGAGAGAGAGAGAGAG